Molecule: messenger RNA, 456 nt
Organism: Leptomonas pyrrhocoris
Lineage: Eukaryota; Euglenozoa; Kinetoplastea; Trypanosomatida; Trypanosomatidae
Exons: 1
Coding region: 1-456 (151 amino acids)
Source: RefSeq, a predicted model, not a curated record
AUGCCUCGCUUCUUUUCCAAUAUCUUCCUUUUGCUUGUUAUUGCUAUUCCUCCCCCCCCCCCCCCCCCCCCCCCCCCCCCCCCCCCCCCCCCCCCCCCCCCCCCCCCCCCCCCCCCCCCCCCCCCCCCCCCCCCCCCCCCCCCCCCCCCCCCCCCCCCCCCCCCCCCCCCCCCCCCCCCCCCCCCCCCCCCCCCCCCCCCCCCCCCCCCCCCCCCCCCCCCCCCCCCCCCCCCCCCCCCCCCCCCCCCCCCCCCCCCCCCCCCCCCCCCCCCCCCCCCCCCCCCCCCCCCCCCCCCCCCCCCCCCCCCCCCCCCCCCCCCCCCCCCCCCCCCCCCCCCCCCCCCCCCCCCCCCCCCCCCCCCCCCCCCCCCCCCCCCCCCCCCCCCCCCCCCCCCCCCCCCCCCCCCCCCCCCCCCCCCCCCCCCCCCCCAACGGGUAUUCUUUCUUUGCUGCUAG